This is a messenger RNA of Penicillium lagena, 1056 nucleotides long. RefSeq names its product GOLPH3/VPS74 family protein. The transcript is spliced from 4 exons. Lineage: Eukaryota; Fungi; Ascomycota; Eurotiomycetes; Eurotiales; Aspergillaceae. The coding region runs from base 1 to 1056 and encodes 351 amino acids. Gene Ontology annotation, biological process: Golgi to plasma membrane protein transport; retrograde vesicle-mediated transport, Golgi to endoplasmic reticulum; Golgi organization. The record is from RefSeq and is a predicted model, not a curated record. Gene Ontology annotation, molecular function: phosphatidylinositol-4-phosphate binding. Gene Ontology annotation, cellular component: cytosol; trans-Golgi network; Golgi cisterna.
AUGUCCGCAGCCGGGGGCUUGACUCGCCGACGAGGUGGCGGUCGCGCUGGCGAAGAGCAGGAUGAGAGCCGCGUGUCGUCGCCGGUCUCGCGGAACGGCUCUGCAAUGGACAAUCGAGGCCCAGAAACAUCCUUCACCAACACGGAGAACGGCCACAAGAUCGCAUUCGACCCGCGCGACCUCAGCGAAACCGCCGAGCGGAGCAAGCAACCAAAAUUGACGCUCAUGGAGGAGGUGCUGCUGCUGGGACUGAAGGAUAAACAGGGAUACCUCUCAUUUUGGAACGAGAACAUCUCCUAUGCCCUGCGAGGGUGCAUUGUCGUCGAGCUUGCCCUCCGCGGUCGGAUAAGCAUGCAGAAGGACUCGUCGCGGCGCCGCUUCCCCCUGGCCGACCGCGUGAUCGAGGUCAUCGACGACACAUUGACGGGCGAGGUCUUGCUGGACGAGACGCUGAAGAUGAUGAAGUCGAGCGAGAAGAUGAGCGUGAAUACGUGGAUCGAUCUCUUGAGCGGGGAAACAUGGAAUCUCAUGAAAAUCGGGUAUCAACUCAAGCAGGUGCGCGAGCGCUUGGCCAAAGGUCUCGUCGACAAAGGGAUCCUGCGCACCGAAAAACGCAACUUCCUCCUCUUUGACAUGGCUACCCACCCCGUGGCCGACGGCGGCGCCAAGGACGACAUCCACCGCCGUGUCCGUAACAUCUGCAGCAACCGCACCGUCAUCAUCCCACCCACCACCUGGCUCCCUGAGGAUUCCGAGUACCGGUACCUGCGCACGGUGACCAUGGUUUGUGCGGCGUAUGCGGCCAACGUCUUGGAGAAUGCGUUGGUGACAAUGAGCCACGAGGCGCGCGAGCGGGCCUUUGCCCAGGUGGAUGAACUGCUAGCCGAGUACUCGCAAUGGCCGUUUGGGCGACGGGCGGGCGGCUCGCAGGCUAUUGGGGCGAACCUGGCCUCGAUGAUCAAUGAGGAGAUCAACCGGAACAAGGAUAGAGAGCUCCAGAUGGAGAUUGUCGCGGCAUGCUUGAGCGUUUUCACCAGACUCGAUUCCUUACUUUGA